Messenger RNA from Aureococcus anophagefferens, 714 nucleotides. RefSeq lists its product as hypothetical. NCBI's taxonomy places the organism in Eukaryota, Pelagophyceae, Pelagomonadales, Pelagomonadaceae. Gene Ontology annotation, molecular function: voltage-gated potassium channel activity. Gene Ontology annotation, biological process: potassium ion transmembrane transport; regulation of membrane potential. The transcript has a single exon. Bases 1 to 714 code for a protein of 237 amino acids. The record is from RefSeq and is a predicted model, not a curated record.
AUGCACCUGCCCCGCGACCUCCGGCGGCGCGUCUGCGAGUACUACCGCCACGUCUGGCACCUGGACCGGGGGAGCCUGCUGGGCGACGGCCGCGGGGCCCCGGCCGGCGGCGCGGGCGCGGCGCCCAAGGGCGGCGGCUUCCUCGGGGACCUGUCGCCCGCGCUCCGCAACGAGGUCAAGAUGCACCUCUUCGCGGAGAUGCUCCGGGCAAACCCGCUCUUCCAGUCGCCCCGGGUCCAGGCCUGCGCGGGCCUCGUCGAGGCCGUCGUCGAGCGGCUCUUCACGACCGUCUACCUGCCCGGGGACACGAUCCUCCGCAAGGGCGAGACGUCGCCGUGGAUGGGCUUCAUCGGCACGGGCGGCCGCGUCGCCGUCGUGCUGCCUCCGGCCGACGAGACCCAGCAGCCCAAGACGCUCAAGAUCCUCCACGAGGGCGACAUCAUCGGCGAGCUCGGGCUCAUCUUCUCGGCCCGCCGGUCGACGGACGUCCGCGCGCUCGUCUGCGUCCGCGUCCACGUGCUCUCGCGCGACGCGUUCAACGCCAUCAAGGCCCAGUACCCGGCCGAGGGCGACCUCCUGGAGACGGAGAUCGCCAACAGCCUCGUCAAGCGCGGCCGCAUGAGCGAGGCCGACGUGCUCAAGCUCACGAAGAAGCGGACGAAGCGCCGCUCGCGCCGGAAGCGCGACGACGGCGACCGCCGCUGGUCCGCGUGA